Messenger RNA from Symbiodinium sp. CCMP2456, 1644 nucleotides. The record is from the annotation of a GenBank genome assembly. NCBI's taxonomy places the organism in Eukaryota, Dinophyceae, Suessiales, Symbiodiniaceae.
ACCGGCCAUGACCAACCAGCGACCAUACCCUGGCUGGACCUGCUCUCCUCCUCGAACGCUGGCGAGAAAAUUCGUCAAAGCGCCCGCGAGCUGACGGGAAAGUACUGCUACUUGCAUGAUGGCGCGCAGCAGUACCAUGCCACGAAGCAUUUGGAGUGCAUCCAGGAGGAGCUGAAGGAGUUUGCGAAGAAGCCAGAGGCGCUCAAAGAUCAACAGCAGCUGCUGGAGUUCCAGGAUCUCGUGAAAGAGCAUAACAACUUGCAGAAAGCUGUCGACGAGAAUCCUGAGGCGUCGCUGGUCACAGAGCUGGAGACGAAGGCGAAGGGAUUCUUAGACGUGCAAGAGAUUCGCCGUGUGCUGGCAUCGGAAGAGUUCACCGCGGAGAACCGCUUCGACCAGUGGGUGCGGGAGCUGAACCAGAUGAGUCCCAUGAAGUUUGUGGAGACUACCACGGUGCUCAGCGUGGAAGCAGGGAAAGAGAAGAUGGACUCCAAUUUGCACCGAUUCAUACUGAGCUUGAGCCUGGAAUUGGAAUGGCCCAGCGUCCGGGAACGCCUCGAGCAUCUCAUGGACUACUCAGGACCCGCGGUCGACAAACUGGACAAAAAUGGAUGGAAGAGACAGAUGGGACAGGACUUUCACCGGCUGGGCUACGACCCCGGCUGCAGGGCUCGCGAAAUUUAUCUGGACAGGAGGAAAGAGAAGAACGAGUUCGAAACGAGGGGAAAAGAAGGGUGGAAGGCAGCCAAAGAACGGCUCACCUUCCCUGCUGUGCAACCUCUCUCCUUCAAGGUCAUAACGAAUCAGCUUGUCAACAGGCUGUUCUUCGGAGAUGGCAAUGCCGUGUAUAGCGCUUCUUUCUGUGUGACCCCGGCUGUGCAGCUGCUGAGUGACAACACAUCAGACUAUGAGCUCACCCUCGUCCUGAAGUCUAUGGUGGACAUGGGACAUUUCAGCUACGGCUUCGUGACUCCAGUGGGCAGAGCUGUAUUGGAGAUGGCCUUCAAGCGCGCUGAGAAGAUCCGGUGGACUCACGCGAUCAAGGACUUCCUCUAUGUUUUCGUCCUCGUCUUCAUGGGCCACACACUUCGUGAGAGUUCUCUGACCCACGGUGUGGAAUGUCCGGUCUGGGCCCUUUACCUUUUCGUGAUGUUGGCGCUGGUGGUGGCCCUGAACUUCGUCAGCAAGCUCUUCACUGAGAUGUUCAUUUUCGUACACUCAGCUGCGGGCUGCGGGAGCUGCAGCUGCGAGGGAAUUCUCACUGGCAUUAUCGCAGCUGGCAGCAAGCAUGCGACCACUUGGAAUGUGUUGACAGUUGCAGCCGAGUUAUUCUCGAUCUGGGUCAGCGUGAAGUUUAUCUGGAAGGGACAUUGGGAUGUGGACAAUAUCCAAGAUUCGAUCGAACAUUCUUUCAAGUUCUUCAGGGAGAACCCGGCUACGAUGUCGAGCCUGGUCCUCAUACGAUGGACGAUCUUGUCCACAAGCUUCCUGCAGGUGGAGCAGGUUGGCCGCAACAUGGUGCCAGUGGUGAUUGCCGUUUGCCAGCCUGCCUCCCUGUUCUUCUUAUUCUUCCUCGGCUUCAUGAUCUUUGCUGCAUUUCAUGCUUAUUAUGUCUUUCCGAUUGAGGAGAACGUUGGCGACAAG